ACACACACACACACACACACAAACACUGUGGUCUUCCCAAGAGAAGUGCCUUUACAAACUCUUCCACACGUCGUAUGGCUUACCGUGCUUACAUUCUGAUAUUUUUGCCAAAUUGUUAUUAUAUGGUUGCAUAAGGAUAUAAACGUUUCCAUCCUUAUCCUGCUGACUUAAACGCACGCGCGCACAGACAACACGCGCAUCAGCACUCAGCUUGUUGGUGCUUUCCGACCAUCGAGAACACGGGUUGACGUGUUUUCACGUCCGCACUUCCUCAACACCCGGGAUGACGUUCAGGGCUUCUCUGUACUUCGGGAAGUCUCCAGUUCGCCGACCCACCUUCAUCAUGGAGACAGUGGGAACUGUCGGUCUCGGAUCCACAAGUUAAUCUGUCGUUCAGGAGGUCCUGCAUCAUAGGUGGUGAAUUCUGACCAUCUCGUUUCUGGGAGAAACUGGACAUCAAGUUAUUUCGACGGCUUGUUCGACGAAGUUUUCCAAAAGAUGCUGGCUGGGUUGCAGAGGAAGGUCGGACAGGGUCACUAGGCCACAGUCGCCCUUCAGCCAACCAUGGAACGAGAGGGAUCCUUUAGGAGGAGCCUACAGAGCCGUCUGAGGCAGGGCAGCAGCUCCUCCAGCCUGACCGACCUGUCCCAGGGGGGAGGGGGAGGAGUGGGGGAGAAGGGGGGAGGAGCGCCAGACGACAAGGGGACCCAGCAGAGGAGGGCGGGCGCCAACGCCACCUGGAACAGCAUCCACAAUGCAGUGAUCGCCGUGUUCCAGAAGAAGGAGCUGGGAGAAAACGAGCUCUACACUCUGAAUGAAGGAGUCAGGCAGCUGCUGAAGACGGAACUGGGCUCGUUCUUCACUGAGUACCUUCAGAACCAGCUGAUGACCAAAGGCAUGGUCAUCCUUCGAGACAAGAUCCGCUUCUAUGAAGGUCAGAAGCUCCUGGACUCUCUGGCUGAGACCUGGGACUUCUUCUUCUGCGACGUCCUGUCGAUGCUGCAGGCCAUCUUCUACCCAGUUCAGGGUAAGGAGCCCUCCGUGCGGCAGCUGGCUCUGAUCCACUUCAGGAACGUCAUCACGCUGAACCUGAAGCUGGACGAGGCGCUGGGCCGGCCGCGCGCCCGCGUGCCCCCCUCCAUCACCCAGAUGCUGCUCAUACUGCAGGGGGUCCAUGAGGCCGGGGGUGUGACAGACUCCUACCUGGGUCUGGAGGCUCUGAUCCAGAAGGCCGUCUCUCCCUACCUGGGGACGCACGGCCUGUUCUCUGCCGACCAGGGCACCGCGCAGCAGGACUCCUGCUGCAUUCUGGAUAAGCACAUAAGGCGUCGUCUGCCCGGGGGCCCCCCCGGGGCCAAGAGCCCGGUGGUCCGUUCCCAGAGCUACAACGUGCCGCUGCUGCCCCCCGUGGUGGAGCAGGACGUGGACCCCCCCGCCGGCCCCGCCGCCGUCCGCCGCCACUCCGUCUGCCAGAUGACUUCCUGCUUGGAGGAAUGCAGCGCCCCGCCCGAACCCACGGGCAACGCCACUGGCAGUAGAACCAGCAACCAAACCAGCAAGUGUGCCUCAUCCAACCAGCUGCCUGCCCCAGAGCACGGACGGCCAGGUUCCCUGUCAUUGGUCGGGAGCUUGGGGAGGCAGAGCUCCGAAGCAACCCGCGGGGACGACCUGCCCUCUGACCUUCAGGGCCCCGCCCCCUCACCCUGCCUCCUCCCUUCCCCCUCCCCCUGCCACACAGGCUCCUCCCUGGGCUCUCCCUCCUCCUCCUUCUCCUCCUCCUCCUGCUGCAGGGUGCGACUCCCCCCCACCCCCCCCCCUCGGCUCGGAGACGGAGGUGGGCGGGAUCUUCCUGGACUUCUCCAACCGCCGACGCUCCACCUACAGCAACGACAGCGGCAGCCAGGGUGUGGUGUGACACACACACACACACACACACACACACACACACGCGCACACACACACACGAGCUCAGGAUUCUUUGGAGGGAUGGGGCAAAUAAUUUUCUAUAAUUUUUGUGGUCUCCACCACUAGAGGGCAGCAGGCUUCCUUCCUGUCUGUCGACAUGAAGCCGACAUAAAGAUUAGUGCCAGAGACUAAACCAGGUCGAUAAUGUACUAUAGUCUAUUCUACUGAUAUAAUAUAUAAUGGUAAAACAGGUCUAUAAUGUACUAUAGUCUAUUCUACUGAUAUACUAUAUAAUGGUAAACCAGGUCUAUAAGGUACUAUAGUCUAUUCUACUGAUAUAAUAUAUAAUGGUAAACCAGGUCUAUAAUGUAUUAUAGUCUAUUCUACUGUUAUAUAAUGGUAAACCAGGUCUAUAAUGUACUAUGGUCUAUUCUACUGUUAUGUAAUAUAUAAUGGUAAACCAGGUCUAUAAUAUACUACUCUAUUCUACUGUAAUAUAAUAUAUAAUGGUAAACCAGGUCUAUAAUGUACUAUGGUCUAUUCUAUUGUUAUAUAAUAUAUAAUCGUAAACCAGGCCGAUAAUGUACGAUAGUUUAUUGUACUUUUAUAUAAUGGUAAACAAGGUCUAUAAUAUACUAGUCUAUUCUACUGUAAUAUAAUAUAUAAUUUACUAGUCUAUUCUACUGUAAAUUAAUAUAUAAUGUACUAAAGUCUAUUGUACUGUUCUAUAAUAUAUAAUGUACUAUAGUCUAUUCUACUGUUAUAUUAUAUAUAAUGUACUAUAGUCUAUUCUACUGUUAUAUAAUAUAUAAUGGUAUCAAGAUGUUUUCAUAGGACGAUUUAUAUCCCGCUGAUGGGCACAGUAGGGAAAACAGAAUAUUAUGGGAUGUAUUUGCACUAUUAUUUAGCAAGGUGAAUCAUUGUCCGUCAUGAAGCAUUAAUCUUGGUGGGGGUCUUUAUAUUAACAUGUCAGUCUUUAUAUAUGAUAUAUAUGGGAGAAGGGGGAGAAUUAACACGGUUUUGUCCCUAUUUUUGGCUUAUAAAAGCAAAGGGACAAAUGGCCUGUUAUGUCUUUGCCAUGCUCACAAUUUUGUAAUAUAUAUUUAUAGAUUUAUGGAACAUAUUUUUUUUAUUCAAAAAUGGAAAUAAAGAAUUAGAUUGAAA
This is a messenger RNA of Gadus morhua (Atlantic cod), 3069 nucleotides long. RefSeq names its product proline-rich protein 5. Gene Ontology annotation, biological process: TORC2 signaling. The transcript has 10 exons. The record is from RefSeq and is a predicted model, not a curated record. Bases 565 to 2031 code for a protein of 488 amino acids. Lineage: Eukaryota; Metazoa; Chordata; Actinopteri; Gadiformes; Gadidae. Gene Ontology annotation, cellular component: TORC2 complex.